Daldinia loculata is the source of this 1318-nucleotide messenger RNA. RefSeq names its product CVNH domain-containing protein. Bases 236 to 967 code for a protein of 243 amino acids. The record is from RefSeq and is a predicted model, not a curated record. NCBI's taxonomy places the organism in Eukaryota, Fungi, Ascomycota, Sordariomycetes, Xylariales, Hypoxylaceae. The transcript has a single exon.
AGGAUAUGGCCAGCAAGGAUAUGGCCAGCAAGGAUAUGGUCAGCAAGGAUAUGGACAACAAGAGUACGGGCAACAAGGAUACGGGCAGCAAGGGUACGGACAACCUAGCAAUCCUCAAUACGGCAACGCAUAUGGCUCCGGCCCUGGAGAUCGGUACGGCGAACGCCAGAACGAAGGACCUUAUCAGUCCGGUCCCCCGAAUGCCGGCCCGGGAGAAGACGGAGACCGCGGUCUGAUGGGAGGACUUGCUGGUGCUGCCGCCGGCGCUUAUGGUGGACAUAAAAUGGGCCAUGGAAUCAUCGGAGCUAUCGGUGGCGCUAUAGCUGGUCACAAGCUGGAGGACUUCGUCCAUGAUCGCAAGGAAAAGAAGGAAGAAGAAAAGCUACAUCAACAGCUUUCAUCACCGCCGCCUGCUUAUUCGGAUUCUCACAACCAUGGUCGUCACGGAGGAAGUCAUUCUCCAAGCCGAGACAGAUCGAUUGGAAACUAUGCCGGCAACUUUUCCGCUUCGUCGCAUGAUAUCCAUCUCGAAGGAGACUACGACCUUCGCGCAACCUGCUCACGUCGAGAAGGAGGAAGCCACGUAAGCAUCAUAAACCUCAACGAAAUUCUUAGCAAUGACGACGGUCAUUUCCGCUGGGCAAGUGGAGGGUCUGGUUCCAACACCAUCACGGUACAGCAGGGUGAUACCUUGAGAGAGAUUGCCCGACGGUGCAACUGUAGCUUCGAGGAUAUCGCUAGGAAGAAUAACAUCUCCAACCCAGACAUGAUCUACCCGGGACAAACCCUGCAAGUGCCGGGCCGGUCAACCGGAAACUUUAGCGCUUCGGCUCGGGACAUCCAUCUCGUCGACGGCGGACGGGUCCUGGAGGCGGAAUUAGUGGAUACUAGAGGCCAGUGGCAUCGACGUCGGAUUGAUUUGGACGAGCGCAUCGGAAACUCGGAUGGACACUUGCGCUUCGUCUAAGAGGCAUGACUGAGCUGGAAGACUUAUAAUGAAGAAAAAUUAGUAUGGGUCUAGUAUGAGAAUGAAACUCUUUAGACAGCCAGCGAAUUUACUGCUAUUAAUAAUUAAUCGUUGGUGAUAUCUCUUAUGAUGGAUAUGAUUCAAUGGAAACCCCUCUUUCGACCCCUGGCAGCCCCUUUUUGUGAAAUAGCUUUAGUCCAUCUUACGCCAGUCAUCGCAACGGCAAUUAGGGGCGAUCCCUUUGGGAGUAGUCUUUGAUUAGAAACAAAUAUAAGUGCCUAAUUAAUAAUGAAUAUUAGAUUAUAUACAUACCUCCUAGAUAGUCACUGAAUAACUCCUCGCCAAGACUAA